Molecule: messenger RNA, 1718 nt
Organism: Purpureocillium takamizusanense
Lineage: Eukaryota; Fungi; Ascomycota; Sordariomycetes; Hypocreales; Ophiocordycipitaceae
Exons: 2
Coding region: 154-882 (242 amino acids)
Molecular function (GO): amino-acid racemase activity
Source: RefSeq, a predicted model, not a curated record
GGGGCAGCCUUCGCGUCAGAUCAUCACCGAGCACGUUGCAAAGUUUCAUUGCUUAUCGAGUCAACAGCCUUUCUCCACGUGGCAGCGUCUCUCUGUGCCUGGGAUUUUACGAAGCUCGCGCGCCAACAUCUCCCUCUCCUCUCCUCUCCCGUCAUGAAGACAUUGGGCCUGCUCGGCGGCAUGAGCUGGGAGUCGACGACUACGUACUACCAGGAGGUCAAUCGCCGCGUCCGCCAUGUCCGAGGCGGCUUGCAUUCCGCUCGAUGCGUCAUCUUCUCCUUGGACUUUGCCGAGAUAGAGGCCCUUCAGCACGCCGACAGGUGGGAGGAAGCUGGCGAGCUUCUCAACGACGCGGCGGCCAAGCUGAAACUUGCGGGUGCAGACGCCAUUGUGCUGUGCACCAACACCAUGCAUUUUGUGAGCCAGGGCAUCGAGGCGGCGUCGCAACUGCCCCUCAUUCACAUUGUCGACCCGACUGCCGAGCGCAUAUUGGACUCUGGCUUUAGAUCCGUCGGGUUGCUGGGCACGCGAUUCACGAUGGAGAAGGAUUUCUAUACGACACGGCUAGCGGACAAGUACGGCUUAAAGGUCAUCGUUCCUGAUGAGUCUGACCGUGCCAUUGUCCACUCCGUCAUCUAUGCGGAGCUUUGCAACGGCAUCAUCAGUGAGGCUUCGCGACAGGCGUACAGCAAGGUCAUCGGGAACCUUGCGAAAGCUGGCGCCGAGUGUCUGAUCCUAGGCUGCACAGAGAUUGGACUGUUGGUGGACGAAAAAGACUGUGAACUUCCAGUCUUUGACACGGCGCAAAUACAUGCCAUUGCCGCCGCUGAUUGGGCCAUGUCAAGUGAAGUUGCUGCACAUCACAACGCUCACCAUGGGUAGCUAGCUGUACGCGGUCUUCGCAGCGGGAUUGGGCUGUGUUGGGGGGGGGGGCGGGGGUGCUGGGAUGCACAUGAGGCAUUGACACGAUGAAGAGAUGACACAGGACGAUCGAUUUGCUUCCAAGUACAACUUUUCUUCUUGCUUGUCUCUUAAUGGCCCCCUGCUGGGGCGUUGAUGUAGAGUCCGUCUUUGGGGUCGAGAUCCGUGGCUGUCGUUCUUGGGCCUGAGAAAGAGUCACGCAGCUGAACGGAAUAUGCCCUGCCCGCAGCAUGUUGAACAGGGAGGCGGUCAAGUAGGCGUCCGUGAAGGAGAUGCUGAUGAGGAAGUGGUUCCAGGUAUCGCGGGUGGCGGCGUCGGCGCCUCUCCCGGGGAUGAGGCGCAUAAUGGGUCGUCUGGCUUCGUGCGCGUCGAUGACUUCGAGGCUGGGGCACAGAAGCCUGGCCUGCAACUCUGACUGCAGGCUUCUUCCGUGGGCGGUGCGGGAACCGACCCAGCAGACCUCAAUCUUGUGCUCGUCGGCGGACCGCAACAGCUGCGUCCGCACGCCCGCCUUGUACUCGGCGUCUCGCAAGGUGCUCGCCGGGUCGGGAUCGGGUAGUGGGCCUGGGAAGCCAGGGAUUCCCGACGGGUCGGGGCAGAUGACGGGGCCGUCGACCCCAUCCACCACCAUGCUCUGGCUCUGACCCCUGGGCAGGAUCAUACUGGACGAGUGAAGUGCCUGUGUGUGUUGGCGGCCGUCGGUAAAACACUUUCGGUGCCGUACGAGGUGAGCGGAGGCAAGGGGACGGCUGCUCUGUUAUCAUGGCGAGGCGAGGGUGGCCGUUGGUCCCCCUGCG